AUCUCAUGCAGCAACAUUCGCGGAUGACACGAACGCUCCAGAUGGCAAUAUCUCACGGCGGCACACAUCACGUACGAUGGACUACGAAUCCUGGCACCAGCUGACCACCACGAAGCUCAGAGAGCACCUCAUCGAGAAGGAAAACAUUGAUCUUAUCCCACCCAUUCUUCACUCAUCCAGCCAUCCGAUGACGACAACCAGGGUCGCAUUUCAAGGCAGCAUUACCUGCUGGCCGUUGACUCACCGGGAACUCCUCGCCGGAAACGCAUAAGCCAUCUCCACUACCGGGCGGAAAAGACAGGAAUCAGCCGAAGGUCAAGACGCCGGCCGCGACAUUCAUUACAUCAUGUCCGGGUUCCGUGUUUAGGUAUACGCCUCGUCGCCCGUCUUGGCCUCGUCAAACUCAGCUAUAAAUUGGACCUCACCACUACACCCUGAGGUUCAAAGGACAACGUUAGCUAUCUUCAACGCCACGCCACCAUGACAGUCGCUCUCAACCCCCGCAUCCGCGUUCGCGAGGCCGUGCCCGCCGAUGCCGAGGCCAUCACGAACAUCUUGAAUGACGCCUUUUCCGCAAACCCGAUGCAGCAGCUGAUGUAUCCCAACGGUGUAUCGGAUGAGUCGAGAAGCAAGUCCGCUGCCAGACUCUUCUUGCCCAUUCCUCCCAGCGAAGGAGAGACGUUCAUGGUGGUGGCAGAGUUGCUGCCAGAGGGUUCUGAUGGUCCUUGCGAGAUUGUUGCCUUUUCCGACUGGUGCCUGUUCAGGAAUCCGCGUGCUGAAGAAGAGUGGAAUGUCCAAGAGGUACCAAGGACACAGGAGCAGCUGGAAGAAGACUGCGAUGUGCGGGUUUUCAACGAAUUCAUCGGCGGAUUGCACAGGAAGCGCCGAGAGCACAUGAAGGGUGACCCUGGGCUUGUUCUUAGAACUCUUGUCUGUCAGACGAAUCGCCAAAGGCUGGGGGCCGGAAAGGCCCUUCUACACUGGGGUACCACCCUGGUUGACGAACUGGGUCUGCCACUGUUUCUCGAGUCAUCACCCACUGCUUACCAUCUCUAUAAGCAAUUCGGCUUCGAGGACAUUGACGUUUUCGACCUUCCCAUCUUCGAUUUGUUCGGCGCCGAAAAGUGCGAAGGUCAGGACUGGGGAGAAUACACGGCGCUCGAGCUGGCUGGACCUCCCGCCAAGGGAUGCUUCCGCAGCACCAUCAUGAGACGACCUGCCAAGAGCACCUGAUACCUAGGGAUGCCUUUCAGGGUGUCGGCGGCAGUAAAUUUCGCUGCUGCACUUCGCCGCGUCACCACAUCCUUUCCCUGAUCGAAGUGUAUACUACAUUUGUUGCAAUUUUCACCAAGCUGAAAUUGAUUGGCGUUCUGUGACCCUGUCCAUCGUCUUGCGUUACCAGGCUCGCCAGGUUGUGUUGCAUUGUCUGACCGGUGGAGGACUUGACGUCCAAAAAUGGACAACCGCAAAGACUCAUUAUUUGUCGCUUUGUCCAGUAGCACUUGGCGUGUGCAUGCCACCACUGCGUGUGUAUCACUGGCAUACCGAAUCAGGCUGAGGACUGUGGUGAUGGGGGCGUCAGCUCUAUACUAGGCUGCCACUAUAAUCUUACGGACCAGCCAACACCAUGUGGGGAAUGGUUGCAUAGAGAGAGGCUUUGCCAGGCUGCUCCCAACAAGAGCGCCGGAGAGACUUAUAUACAUUAUGGGUUCCGGC
Messenger RNA from Neurospora crassa OR74A, 1716 nucleotides. RefSeq lists its product as hypothetical. The transcript is spliced from 2 exons. NCBI's taxonomy places the organism in Eukaryota, Fungi, Ascomycota, Sordariomycetes, Sordariales, Sordariaceae. The coding region runs from base 481 to 1233 and encodes 250 amino acids. The record is from RefSeq and is a predicted model, not a curated record.